AUGCUCUACUCUGCUUCAGCGCUUCAUUCUUCAAAUUCUAGUCUUCUAGUCUUCAAUGUGAACUCUUCAAUCAUCACCAUCUCCAUUGCUGAUCUGCCAAAUAAGUCAUUUCAGCUCAGAUUUCAGCUUCAGCCUUCACAUCUGCUGCCGUCUGCCGCCGUCUGCCGCCAUCUACAAGCUGCCAUUUGCUGGGCGAGAAUGUCAUCAUCUUCGUCUACACAUAACUCAUCAGCCGCAUCCAUUUCCUCGCAAUCUUUUCGAGGAAAGACCGAUAUAGCUUGGGGACAUGUUCUUGAGAGUGUUGAUAAAGAUGGAAAGAAAAUAUUAUCUUGUCUUCAUUGUGGGAAGGUUACUAGAGGUGGUGGUAUUUUCAGAAUGAAGCAACACCUAGCAGGAGUAAAAGGGGAUAUUGGAAAGUGUCCUAAGGUUCCAUUUGAUUUAGAUGAAGAAAAUGAAGAGGUUUUACCAUCACAAAUGACCAUGAAUGAAGGUGGUAGUAGUGGCGGUAAAAAACAAUUUACGAGUAGUAAGAGAAAGAAAACUAUAGGGGUUAGUAAUUAUUUUGCUCCACGAAUUACUUCUGGGUCUCAGCCUUCAAUUAGGAGUGUUUUGGCUGGAAAAGAUGCAAAGUGGAGAGCAUACAUGUCUGUUGCACUAUUCUUUUAUGAUGCUUACAUCCUGAUGAAUGCUUUAAAUUCAAUUUAUUUUCAGCCUAUGUUGGAUGCUAUAGCUGCAAUUGGCCCUGGGUAUAAACAACCUACUUAUGAUGCUAUGCGUGUGAAUUUGUUGAGAGAUGCUAAGAAGGAAGUCCAAUUAAUUGUUGACAAUUAUAUGAGGAUUUGGCAAGAGGUUGGAUGUACAUUAAUGGCUGAUGGUUGGACUGAUACUUGCCAUAGAUCAUUGAUUAAUUUUCUUGUUUACUGUCCUAAAGGUGUUUACUUUAUAAAAUCAGUGGAUGCUUCAGAUGUUGUAAAGGAUGCCUUUACAUUAUUCAAGUUGUUUGAGGAAAUGGCUUUAUGGGUUGGACCAAACAACAUUGUUCAUGUUGUCACGGAUAAUGGAGCAAAUUAUAAAGCUGCUGGAAGAAUGUUGUCUGAGAAGUAUGAGAAUAUUACUUGGUCACCUUGUGCAGCCCAUUGCUUAAAUUUAAUUUUGAAAGAUAUAUCUGAGUUGGACCACAUAGUGCCUCUUGCAAAACGUGCUUCUAAAGUAACCAAGUUUGUGUAUAAUCACACAAUUUUGAUAGCUUGGUUAAGGAAAAGAGAGGGUUGGAGAGAAAUCAUACGACCGGGUGCAACUUGGUUUGCUACUACUUUUAUUGCAUUAAGAAGUCUACAUGAGUAUAAACAUGACUUGCAAGCUAUGGUGAUUGAUAGGUUUUUUGUGGACUCUCGAUAUGCCAGAAGUAGUAAAGGCAAGAAUGUUGUUCCCAUAAUUCUAGAUAAUGAAUUUUGGGAUAACAUGGGUUACGUUUCCAAAAUUGUGGCUCCUUUGAUGCGUUUGUUGCAAGUUGUGGACUCAGAGACCUGCAAUAGGAUACGUCGGUGGGAUUUGCUUUUGCGUCUCGACAUUCAUGCUGCUGCUUAUUAUUUGAAUCCGGCUUUUCAGUAUGAUCGUGCAAGUUUCUGCAAGAAACUAGAGGUUAUGCGUGGUUUCCUUGAUGUUGUCGAUAAUAAAGCAAGUGCAUUCAAGAUGUGUUACAAGAAAAGCAGUUGUGAUCCUAUCGAUUAUGAAGGCAUUGAUAGAACAGAAUUUUGA
This is a messenger RNA of Pistacia vera, 1758 nucleotides long. RefSeq lists its product as uncharacterized. The transcript is spliced from 6 exons. The coding region runs from base 1 to 1758 and encodes 585 amino acids. Lineage: Eukaryota; Viridiplantae; Streptophyta; Magnoliopsida; Sapindales; Anacardiaceae. Gene Ontology annotation, molecular function: DNA binding. The record is from RefSeq and is a predicted model, not a curated record.